Messenger RNA from Chiroxiphia lanceolata (lance-tailed manakin), 4213 nucleotides. Its product is annotated as protein mono-ADP-ribosyltransferase PARP12-like. The record is from RefSeq and is a predicted model, not a curated record. The transcript is spliced from 11 exons. The coding region runs from base 3244 to 4152 and encodes 302 amino acids. Gene Ontology annotation, molecular function: NAD+ poly-ADP-ribosyltransferase activity. NCBI's taxonomy places the organism in Eukaryota, Metazoa, Chordata, Aves, Passeriformes, Pipridae.
CUGUGCUGUGAGCAAGCAUUAUGAAGGGAGAGGGGUGGGGAGAGAUGAUUAGAGAAAAGGCAGAUGAAUUGGAAAGGAGGAGGCAGGGGAAUAAAAUUUCAUUCACCAGAAAGUAGAGAUUGAGGUUAAUCAGAUAUUUUAAAACCAUUUCAAAUUCAAAUAUUAACAAAGUAAGGUCAGAAUGUUUUAUUUUGAUUAUUCUAUAAGCAGAAUAAGUUUUUUAGCUUUGAAAUCAUCUUUCAGCUUUGAAUUUUAUUUUUCUGAAAUGACAUUUUAAAAUGUACAAACACAUUUAACAAAACCAGCUGAAUAUCGACUGGAAUACGAAGGAAUAGAUCCUGAUCCCUUCCUCAAUUCCCAGCCCCACUGCUCUCCAGUGAAUGACUUGCUGAUUCAAUACGUAAAUGCUCAUUUGAACUAAUGGCAUGGGAGAGGUUUCCAUUAUUGGAUUACUUUGGUUUACAUUAUUAAUGUGGCAACGUUAUGUCCAGAUAAAACAGCAAUUAGCUAUUUCCAAUCACGUAAUAGUUAAUCAUUUCCUAAAAGGUGGGAAGUAGCAUGCUGGGACUCCUCUAAUAACUGCUGGAGAGAGCAACAGCAGAACACAGAGCAUUUUUAAUCUUUUGUAUCCAGCAUUUAUGUACUUACAAUAAAAACAAAGUACCAUUUACAAAUCCGAUGUCAUCUACUGAAACUUGUAAAAUUUUGGAACUAAGUAAGGUGGGUGGUUUUUUUUUCAAAGGAAUUGAGAGUUAUUCUUGUUAUGACUGCUUCCUGUUCCUGUGCUGAAUUAAGCUGGGACAGCAGCAGUGUGGUUGGUAGGGCUCAUUUCCCCACUUCCCCCCCUCCAAUUUAAUUUACAAGCUGCUGGACAUCGUCCAACAGGAAAUCCAGUCUUAUUGAGAAAACCAUUGAGAAAACCUACAGGAGAAGAUACUGGCUUUAAAUGAUAAUGUGGUUUCAAAUGAGAUCUAGAAAUGUUUCCAGGAACCCAGACAAGAGUUGGUCCCUCCUCAUGCCAGGCUUUGCUGAAGCUGAACCCUUUGGCACACCUUUCCACAGCAGCCCACGGACAGGACACCGUGUGGGUGGUUGGGGAACCAACCUGCAGAAGAUCUUGCAGAACCAGGUGAACCUGGUCACCCCAACAUUUCCCGAGUCCACCUCCUUAGGUGCUGAUUUGGGGGAUUUUCCACAGCUUGAGGUAGAAGCAUGAGGUGCUGCCAGCCUGGUCCCAUGCUGCAAGACCCCUGUGAGCACUCCCACAUCAAACCCUGGAGCAGUCUGAAACUGCAACAGAGGUGCUGUGUGUCUGCAGACAGGCACAGAGAAAGGGUGAAAUGUCCCUUCUUUGUCUGUUUCCUCUGAAGAGAAAAAGUAAACAAGAAUUGAAAUUCCUGGGAGGAAACUAAGAAACCCCACCUGGAGGACCAUGGGGUUUUUUUUAUACAGGAUAAAUCGUUUGACAUAUGCAGGGAAACCACACUUGGGUGCCUCUGCUGACUGUGCAGGAAUAUGAUCUUGCAGGGCUAUAUAUAUGAUGUCUGCUCCAAGACCUAUCAGAUACUGGAAAUACAGACAGAUAUAGUACUGUGGCUGCACUGACAGUGAGAAAUCUGAGGUUCAACAGUUCCAUGGAUGACAUUGCAAUUGAAAGGGAUAAAAACAAUAAAAAAAAAGAUGCUCAGGAGGUAUCGGUUUACAGUGAGCUCAAGUCUCCAGUUUGUGGAGAGUUGUUUGCUUUUAGAGAGGAUGGUAUGCUGCUCCCAGCAAAGCUGUGUAAACAUUUUCUACCAAGCCAGAAUGUUUGUCCUAGAGCUAUCUCAUGCAUACUGAAGUUCUUAGCUUCAGUUCAGAAGCGUAUUUUACUAGAGAAUUCACAUAAGCAAAAAUGAAGCUCUAGGACCUGAUCCUAUAAAUCUCAUCAGUCAAAGGGAAGCAUAAAAGCAUAAAAGUUAUGCUACUGUGGAGAUGAAAGCCAGAUACUACACAGCAGGUCAAAAGCCAGACAAGACAGGCCAGAUGCAGAAGAAAGUAAGUUCAGCUUCAUAAUCACAUUUGUGGCAUUAUGUUUUGAAUUUUUUUUUUUAAUACUAUGUCUAUAAAAUGCACUCAGAGUGCACCCUUUCCAGAAACUCAAACAGAGAUUUAUAUGUUUCAGCCACUACUGAUCUAGUGUGACUGGAUCAUUGUGAAAUAAAAAUGUUCGGGGUAAUCCAACUGAAUGCAAUUUGUGUAACAAAAAAAAAUUAAAGUAAUGUUUACAUCUGAAAAAGUUUGCAUAGUCAAGACUACUUGACCUGUUGUUAAGUUUUAUGCUUCAGUGCUUUGUUGGGAAACACUGUCAGCUUCUUAGACUGCAAGGCUCGAGGUCAGACUGGAAAGCUCCUAACCCUUCUCUGAUUUCCAUGGGGAAGAGCAGAGCUGAGGAUCAGACUUCAAGGUACAGGAAUGCAAACACUUGGGACUGUGCACAGCUCAGAGGGCUGACUGAGCCUGCCUCACAGGGCUCUGUGCUUGGCAAACACUGGUUUGUGUGGCUCCAUGCAGUGCUGAAUACUGCAACCCUGCCAGCAGUGUGAUAACCAACCUGGGGAGAGCAUUCACUUUCUGCACUGAGGUUUGGGGUUCACUUUGCAAGGCAUCACCAGCUUUUGGCUUUCAAAGAAUGAUGUUCAGCAGAAGCUACUCCUUGAUGAAAGGAGAAGGUCCCGAAUAUCCCCGGCCACUAGAAAGCUGGGAGGAAUCGGCUUCAGAUGUAUCUGCCAGAAACGUCUGCUGUGCCUGGCUGGGUGUGCUCGUGCCUGGCAGACGCGCAUGCGUAUGUCGCAAUAACCAGAAGGAAAUGUUACUCAGCUCCGUUUUCCUGAGGGUCCGUGGCACAGAGGUAUCCAUGCUGUCCCACGGAGAGAGGCUUCGACAGAGACAGCAAGGUGCUGUGUCUCUAGGGUAGAGUGCAGAGCAGAGACUUUGCUGGGAGGCAAGGUGUGUGUGUAUGUUGGAAAAACUUUGAGGCCGUUUUGCUCUCGACCUGGUCAUCUGGCUGCUCUCCUCAGCUUCCCUGCGCGCUGCCCCUGCGUCCAGCCCGCAUCUGCUCAGAAUUCAUCGGAGAGUUUGUGCUCGUCGGGGAAAGGGAGGAGUCCCGACCGCAGCCAGCCGCAGACAAAGGCAGAGCAAGCAGCCAAGCACUGAUCAGCUCUUCUGCACCUGUGUUGUCUCUGGAUUCAUCUGUCUCUUCCUGAAAUGGAGUACUCCUGGUAUUGGCUUGAUGAUUCUGAGCAGUGGAUUGAGUAUGGGAAAGAGCAUCCAGAUCACUGCUCUGCCAGUGUAACAUCUGCAUUUCUGGAAAAUGAAUAUCUAGCUGACAAGAACGCUGUUAUUUUUUUCUCGGCUGGUUCUCAGCACUAUAAGAUAAACUUUGCAGACAUGGUCCAAACAAAUUUGCUCUUUAAAACACAAAGAAAUGUUAUUCGACUGCCAAAACAUCUGUUACCUGAAGGUGGACAAGACAGAAGCCAAAACAUGACCCUGUCUUCUGUCUAUCCUCCACAAUGGGACCAGUCUGCACUACCUGACAUUGGGUUCAAGUUGAUACAGCUCAGCUUUGAUUCCCACGAAUAUGGAAAAAUCAAAAGGCUGUUUGAAAAGACGAUGAAAGAUUAUUGCAUCAACCAACUUCAGAGGAUCCAGAACCCAACACUUUGGGAACUUUUUCAGUGGCAAAAAGAGAAGAUGAAGAAGGUCAGUAAAUCAAAAAGGGUGGAUGAGCGGCUCCUGUUCCAUGGGACAAAUCCAUCCCACGUGUCUGCCAUCUGUGAGCAGAACUUUGACUGGAGGCUCUGUGGGACUCAUGGGACAAUGUAUGGAAAAGGAAGCUACUUUGCCCGAGAUGCCAGCUAUUCUCACCAAUACUGUUCCGCUCGCAGUGGUCGCUACACCAUGUUUGUAGCUCAAGUUCUCGUUGGAGACUUUGUUCAGGGAAACUCUGAAUACUGUCGCCCUCCAGCCCGAGCCAGCAAUUCAAACAGACUUUAUGACAGCUGUGUGGAUGACCCGAUAGACCCUUCCAUCUUUGUCAUCUUUGAGAAGCAACAAAUUUACCCUGCCUAUAUCUUGGAGUACAGCGUUGAGACCCAGUGCGUGGUCCUGUAAUGAAUGGUGGAAUCCCCUUUGAAUUCACACUAAAUAAAUUACUCUUUAUUAAUUCUUUUUU